GAACUAUUCAGUAUUCAGUUUUCUGCUAUGCACAAUCGUGGUGUUAUUCGAUGCGGUUAUGUUAAUUACGAUUUAGUUGAAAGAGUUUUAUUACUUAUUUGUUAUGAUAAUUAAAAGAUAAAGUGAAGAUGAGUUCGUGUGAUGCGUUAGUGAAGUGCCGGCUGUGGUGCGAUGCAUUAGCUGCUAUUCCGAUAAACUUUGAAAGUUAAAUAGUUUUCAAUGUUUUACUGCGUGCUUUUCGUGCAAUAGAAGCUGCUAACAUGGGGAACUUUCGAUGUUGUUAUAAGUUGGUGUUGUGGGUGGCAAUUGCGUAUCUGAUGGCCUUCCCUCCUCUCACAGAGACAAGGAUGGAAGAAAGUAUGGAGCCCCACCCAACAUCAACGGAAAAGCCGGAAACGGAGGCACCACGCAUCGAGCUGAAAAUGGGCAAAUGCUUCCACAUGUCCCGGGAGCAUUGCCCCACGGAACAGCGGUGCAAACGAGUGGACCCUGUGUCAGUCUUCUGUUGUGACGUAGACAGCUUCCGACUAAGAGAGGCUCUUGCUAUCACAAUGACCCAGAACACGACAAAUCUGCACGUGCUGAACGCGACGAUAAAGGAGCUGGAUGUGUCACAAUCCACAUUUAGAAGACUCACUUCGAUGUCACUCACUGACGGAAAUAUCGGCAAAAUAGUUGGUCAAUUCCCUAAGUACUCCUCGAUUGCAUGCCUGAAUAUCUCCAACAAUAACCUGAGCAGCAUCACGCCGCAGCCACCAGGCCAGCGACCUUUCGCCUAUCUUUUCACACUGUCCAUACUCGACGCUUCCGCUAACAAUCUGACAGAGUUCCCGUUGAGCCUCGUACAGAGUAAUAGGAAGAUACAUGUCGACCUCUCGGGCAACAACUACCUGCCGUGCAAGCACUUCCAGAAGACAAUGGAGGCUAACAACGGCUCUCUUCUACAGUUCCUUAACCACGAGAACACGUACUGUGCCCUCGACCUACAAUUCAACUGGUUCCAGAACGUGCAGAUCGUUCAGAUUGAUCACUUGCAAGUUCAGAAAGAUUUAAACAAGAGCUGCCAAGACAUAAAGCCAGCAAACAUAAACUGCACGUGCACGACAUCGCUUGAGCUGGUGGUCCACCGUGAGGCCACUUACGUAGUGGCUGUGGACUGCUCCCAGCGCGGUCUCACGCAGCUGCCCACCGGUCUACCCAAUAACACUGUUAAGCUGAAUGUUUCUUACAACAAGAUAACGUCUCUCCAAGAGAUAGCGGACGACACAUCCUACGAUCACUUGCAAUGGUUGAUAGCAGACCACAACGACAUUGGCAGCAUUGUGGAGCUCGAGGGAUCCAAAUUCAUCGACAACUUCAGGCUCUUCUCCAUCACUCAUAACACACUCAGAUCUAUUCACCCUUACGUGCUUUCGAAUCGCCUGGAGACAGCCGGCGCCACCAUGCUCAUCGCUGAAAACCACAUUCACUGCGACUGCAACACCGAGAAAGUUGUCAAGCCCUGGCUUCUCGAACAUAACACGGCGUUACUGGACUACAAAGACCUCUGGUGCGACAACAACAUGGGUCCGGUCGUGGAUUUGAAAGAGUUUCAGGUCUGCCACACUCCGCGUGAUUGGACGGACUACAUCUACUACAUCAUAGGGCUAGAGGCCCUGGUGUUAGCGCUUCUGAUUAGCAAGGUCUCUUACGACUACUGGGUGUUUAAGACCGCGGGAUACUUGCCGUGGCCAGCCAACAAAAUGCCAAGGUUGCCGUGCGAUUGGCUUUGCGAAUGAGACUUUCAGUGACGCCAAAACUAGUCUGAGAUUUGUGUCCGUGGUUUAAUAAUAUUAGAUCCCGUCUACUUUCGGUCAGUAUAGCUCGAUUCGUAAAAUUCUUUUUGUAGUGAAUUAAUAAUCUUGUAUACAACACACAGAUAGUUAGGAAAAAAUCAAUCGUCAGUCAGGCACACACACAAAACUAUUUUUGUAGUAAUAUUUCUCUUGCUAUGCAAAACGUAUCGCAGCUGCUUGGUUAUAUUUUCCCGGAAAUAUUUCCUUAACUGUGGUGAAACCCUUUGAAUGAGUGUGAUCGUUUCACGAGUCUAAUAACAAUUGUGGACUAUAUGCAUUUGAAAACUCAUUUCUCAAGCUAAUUUAGAAGAAACAUUAAUAGAAGUGUCUUAAAAAUAGUUAUUUUAAUAUAUUAAAAAUCAGCAAAAAAAAUACAACGAAUGUAGUACAUUUUAAACCAAACAUUUUUCGAAUUUUUUGAAGAAUUUUGACUUUAUUGAAACGCGCUUUUGGAUUACCUUGCCAUAUUCGAUAUAUAUUCGGAGAAUCUCGAUUGUUUUUAAAUCUAACAAAAUAUGUUUUUUGAAUUAUUUUUGAACUAAAGAUUAUAUAAUGAUGUUUUUUGUUUAAAAUUUCUUCUUUGUGCGAGGCACAUUACACGUAUUAUAGAAGUUAUCUCAAUCAUAAUAUUUUAUAGUACAUGUUAGUUGACUGUAAUCAGUUUUUUAAGGAAACCAAUAAACAUAGAUAAUAGAUCAAUCCAAUGGCAUAGUCUACACUCUAUUUAUGUAAAAGCUUUCACUGAGAUAGUGGAUGUGGUAAAUUUUAAUUGUGCUUUAUGAGGCUAGAUUAUAUUUGUACAUUUUCCAUCCAUAAAUAGCACUUUAACAAGUAUUUGUAUUACACACUAAGUCAACGAAGUACUAUUAGAAACUGGCAAUAUUUUAACUGUCAAAACGAAUUUACAGCCAAUAUACAAUAACAAUAGAUAUUUUGAUUUUUCUGUGCCAUUUGGCUUUUUGUUAUAUUUUGUACAUAUAGAUGUAAAAUAUUAGCAUAAUAUUUUAUUUUUAUUAGCUUUUAUGUAUAUAUUAGACGU
This is a messenger RNA of Pieris brassicae (large cabbage white), 2874 nucleotides long. It is a transcript of the gene hfw, whose product is annotated as protein halfway. The transcript is spliced from 10 exons. The coding region runs from base 261 to 1778 and encodes 505 amino acids. The record is from RefSeq and is a predicted model, not a curated record. Lineage: Eukaryota; Metazoa; Arthropoda; Insecta; Lepidoptera; Pieridae.